CGCCGGGGCUGGGCACGAUCUAAUCAACAGUGAAAAAACCUCAGUCAUCACUGUGAGAUCCCUUGUGUCUACUGUUGGCUCUCAAAGGUUACUUAAAUUUUGCAGCUGCUCUGAAUCAGCACUACUUAAGCUUCACCUACUGUUGCUUCUCCCUACACCACUCUGCGCUGCUGCCUUACUCUUGCCUGCUUCAGAACUCCAUACGAGUUUCUUUUUUAAAUACCCACAAUUAAAUUUAGGCUAGAAAUGUGUGCCAUUCUCUUGCUGCCUGUGUACUUGUUAAUCUGGUUGUACAGUAUGCUGGUAUUUAUUCCCUGGUAUUUUCUUACCAAUGCCGAGAAGAAAAAGGCUAUGGCAAAGCGGUUAAAAGCUAAACCCAUCUCAGACAAGCCGGGGAGCCCCUACCGCUCUGUCACUCACCUGGAUUCACUAGCAAACAUAAACAUCCCUGGAGCAGACACACUGGACAAGCUCUUUGACCAUGCUUUAGCAAAGUUUGGGAAGAAGGACUGUCUUGGAACCAGGGAAAUUCUGAGUGAAGAAAAUGAAAUGCAGCCAAAUGGAAAAGUAUUCAAAAAGUUAAUUUUAGGAACUUACAGAUGGUUAUCCUAUGAAGAGGUAAACGAGCAAAUUACUUUCUUGGGGAAUGGACUGACUGCCCUGGGACUAACCCCAAAAAGCACCGUUGUCAUAUUUUGUGAGACCCGCGCUGAGUGGAUGAUUGUAGCUCUCACCUGCUUCAAGUACAACUUCCCUCUUGUCACUCUCUAUGCCACCCUGGGUGAAGAGGCAGUGACCUAUGGUCUCAACGAGUGUGGAGCAUCAUAUCUGGUCACAAGUGUGGAACUCCUUGAGAGCAAACUUAAGACAGCACUGCCACAAAUCUCCUGUCUGAAACAUAUCAUUUAUGUGGACAAGAAGACAGUCAAUAAAUCAGAAUACCCUGAAAACAUGGAGAUUCAUAGUAUGCAGGCAGUAAAAGAGCUGGGAGCCAAACCAGAAAACUCAAACAUUCUGCCCAGCAGACCUGUUCCUACAGACUUGGCUUUAGUAAUGUACACCAGUGGCUCUACUGGGAGACCUAAAGGAGUGAUGAUGAUGCAUAAAAACUUAAUAGCUGGAAUGACAGGACAGUGUGAGAGAAUACCUGGACUGGGACCCAAGGACACUUACAUUGGUUAUUUGCCUCUGGCCCACGUGUUAGAACUGACAGCGGAAGUUUCCUGCAUCACUUACGGCUGCAGGAUUGGUUACUCCUCUCCUCUCACUCUCUCAGAUCAGUCGAGUAAAAUUAAGAAGGGAAGCAAAGGAGACUGUACUGUACUUAAGCCUACACUGAUGGCAGCUGUGCCUGAAAUAAUGGACAGAAUUUAUAAAAAUGUCAUGAGUAAAGUACAAGAGAUGAACUAUAUUCAGAGAACUCUGUUCAAGAUAGGCUAUGACUACAAAUUGGAACAGAUCAAGAGAGGAUAUGAUGCACCUCUCUGUAACAUACUACUGUUUAAAAAAGUAAAGGCCUUGCUAGGAGGGAAUGUCCGUAUGAUGCUUUCUGGAGGAGCACCACUUUCACCUCAAACACAAAGAUUCAUGAACAUCUGUUUCUGCUGUCCUGUUGGUCAAGGCUAUGGACUGACAGAAACGUGUGGAGCCGGAACCAUUACAGAAGUUGCUGAUUACAGCACUGGCAGAGUUGGAGCUCCUCUUAUUUGUUGUGAAAUAAAACUGAGAGACUGGCAAGAAGGGGGCUAUACCAAUAAAGACAAGCCUAAUCCUAGAGGAGAAAUUAUAAUUGGUGGACCCAACGUCUCCAUGGGAUAUUUUAAAAAUGAAGAGAAGACAACAGAAGAGUUUUCUGUUGAUGAGAAUGGCCAGAGAUGGUUCUGUACAGGAGAUAUUGGGGAAUUUCAUCCAGAUGGGUGUCUGCAGAUCAUAGAUCGUAAGAAGGACUUGGUAAAGCUACAAGCAGGAGAAUAUGUAUCUCUGGGCAAAGUAGAGGCAGCACUGAAGAACUGCCCAUUGAUUGACAAUAUCUGUGCUUAUGCCAAAAGUGACCAGUCCUAUGUGAUCAGUUUUGUGGUCCCUAACCAGAAGAAGCUGACAGCACUGGCUGAGCAGAAAGGCAUCAGUGGAAGCUGGGUGGACAUUUGUAACAAUCCUACAAUGGAAGCAGAAAUACUGCGAGAGAUUAAAGAAGUGGCAAACAAGAUGAAAUUAGAAAGAUUUGAAAUACCCAUCAAGGUCCGGUUAAGCCCUGAACCAUGGACCCCUGAGACUGGGUUGGUAACAGAUGCUUUCAAGCUGAAAAGGAAAGAACUGAAAAACCAUUACCUCAAUGACAUUGAAAGAAUGUAUGGAGGCAAAUAAACAGCUCUGCUGACCAGGCAGCUGUUACAUCCUU
This is a messenger RNA of Cyanistes caeruleus (blue tit), 2398 nucleotides long. It is a transcript of the gene ACSL4, whose product is annotated as acyl-CoA synthetase long chain family member 4. The record is from RefSeq and is a predicted model, not a curated record. Gene Ontology annotation, biological process: long-chain fatty acid metabolic process; long-chain fatty-acyl-CoA metabolic process; neuron differentiation. Lineage: Eukaryota; Metazoa; Chordata; Aves; Passeriformes; Paridae. Gene Ontology annotation, cellular component: endoplasmic reticulum; lipid droplet; plasma membrane. Gene Ontology annotation, molecular function: arachidonate-CoA ligase activity.